Belonocnema kinseyi is the source of this 1974-nucleotide messenger RNA. RefSeq names its product probable cytochrome P450 6a14. The record is from RefSeq and is a predicted model, not a curated record. The coding region runs from base 166 to 1737 and encodes 523 amino acids. The transcript has 7 exons. Lineage: Eukaryota; Metazoa; Arthropoda; Insecta; Hymenoptera; Cynipidae. Gene Ontology annotation, molecular function: heme binding; oxidoreductase activity, acting on paired donors, with incorporation or reduction of molecular oxygen; monooxygenase activity.
GUUUAGUUUUCAGUGAUCUGUUGCUGUUAAGAUACUCCAUCUGGUAACAAAGUAACUGAUCGCAUUUGAAUUCAUAUAAUUUUUUCGUUAGAUUGUUGCUAACAUGCAAAGUUUUAAUACAUUAUAUAAAAAUAACCAUUCGUUUUAAAACGUGUAUGUUUAAAUAUGUCCAUGUUAGAGAUAGCAGAAUCAAUACUUCGAUCCAAAUUAUUUUGGAGCACAACAAUCGUCUUUGGGAUUUAUUUAUACCUGAAAUUUGUAAUUUUUAAUUAUUGGAAAAGGAAAGGAAUACCUCAUGAGGUUCCAAUAAUUCCUGUGGGGAAUAUUCUACCUGUCACACUUGGAAAACAGUGCACUGGUGAACUGAUCCAAGAGAGCUAUGAACGUUUUAAAUCAAAUCCUUUUCAUGGCAUGUACAUGUUUCACAUACCCCAUUUGGUAAUUAACGACCCUGAUUUGAUUCGUCUUAUCCUGAUAAAAGAUUUUUCUCAUUUCGGCGAUCGCGGUUUGUAUUUUAACAACGAUGUCGAUCCCUUAUCGGGACAUUUGUUCUUCAUGCCUGGCGAUGAAUGGAAACAUCUUAGAUCCAAGCUUUCUCCUACAUUCACUUCUGGGAAAAUGAAACAAAUGUUUCCCUUGGUAGUAAAAGUUGCUGAAGAUCUUAAAAAAGCUCUAGGCGCUUCUAUUGGAAAGUCUAGCACAGUUGAGGUCAAGGAUUUACUGAGCAGAUAUACAACAGAUAUGAUAGCAUCAAUUGCAUUCGGUGUCGAAUGUAAUAGUUUGAAUGAUCCAAAUGCAGAAUUUCGGGAAUACGGCAAAAAAGCCGUAGAUAUAAAUCCGGUCAAAGUGUCUCUAAUGAUGUUCUUUUCAAAAUUGAUGGAUAUUCUGAGAAUACCCAUCAAUUCUAAAGAGGUUUCAACAUUUUUCAACACGGUAUUCAGUGAUGUAAUUUCACACAGAAGAUCUAAUAAUGUGCCUAGAAAAGACUUUUUGGAUUUAUUGAUUCAACUCAUGGAUCACGGAAAAGUUGAAGAUGAUGAGGGAAUUGUAACUGAUAUUCCAAAGAACAAUAUAAAAAUUGUUCAAAAUACUGAAAACAUCAGUAUGUCCGAGGCAUGCGCACAAGCCUUUGUUUUCUUCAUAGCGGGAUUUGAAACUUCGUCUUCAACCUCUACUUAUUGCCUUCACGAGUUGGCAUUAAAACCUGACAUCCAAGACAAGCUACGUCAAGAAAUUAAUGAGAAGUUAGGUGGUCGUCAUGAAUUGUCAUAUGAGGACGUUUACGCAAUGCCUUAUCUAGAUAAAAUUGUAUCGGAGACAUUGAGGAAAUAUCCAAUACUUCCUAUUCUAAACCGUGUCUGCCUGAAAGAUUACAAGAUUCCAAAUUCAAAUUUCUGCAUACCGAAGGGUAUGAAUAUAAUAAUUCCUGUUUUAGGUCAACAGAAAGAUCCGAAAAUAUAUCCUGAUCCAGAAGAAUUCAGGCCAGAACGGUUUGACUCACAUGAAAUUGCAAAGAGACACGCUUUUACUUAUCUUCCAUUUGGUGAAGGCCCUAGGAUAUGUAUCGGUAAACGAUUCGGACUCCUACAAGUAAAAGUUGCCCUAAUUAAGAUUCUAUCACAUUAUCGAGUUAGCGUCUGUGAUAAAACAGAAAUUCGAAUAAAGCCUACAAUACGUAAUGUCCUUCUUACUCCAGUGGAUGAUGUAUUUUUAAAAGUCGAGAAGCUGUUAUCAUAGAAAAAUAUUUUAUACAUUAUAUUUUAUUAUUAUUUAGAAUAUUAAUUUUAGUAGUGCUUGACACCGUUAUUUCCCAAAACUUUGUCAUCCGCAACCGAUAUUGAUAACGUUACUGAAACGAAGGAGCGCGAUACCUUGUCGUUAGUUUUUUUUAAUAAUUCAUUUUUAAUAAGUACUUUUAAAUUCUUAAAAGCUCUAAACUGUUUAUUUGUAGAUAAAAGAGUUUUAAAAAUUAAA